AUGACACUUUUCUCAUCAAUCUCAUCAAUUUCAAAUCCAAUGACAAGUUCAAAAUCCAGUAUUGCAUCAUUUGGUAGUGGAACAAGUAUGGGUUCAAAUUCAAUUGCAUGUGGUGGUGGUUGUGGUGGAAGUGAUGGUAUUCUUGGUUUAGGCUUAGGUUUAAGUUUAGGUUUAGGUUUAGGUUUAAAUUUAACUGGAGGUUCUAGAUCUAGAGGUGGUUGUGGUGGUAGUAAUGGAAGUAUGGGUGGAGGAAAUGGUUCAUGUUGUGGUAUUUAA
Molecule: messenger RNA, 276 nt
Organism: Dictyostelium discoideum AX4
Lineage: Eukaryota; Evosea; Eumycetozoa; Dictyosteliales; Dictyosteliaceae
Product: coiled-coil family protein
Exons: 2
Coding region: 1-276 (91 amino acids)
Source: RefSeq, a predicted model, not a curated record